AUGACAGAAGAGAACUCUGAUGAUGAUUUUCAGUCAACUAUAACUAGAAAAAGGAAAGGUAGGAAACCUACGCCUGUAAAUAGUUCUCAAAAACAAAUGAAGAAAGGCAAAGAGAAGUCUAGUAGCUCUAGUUCUACUGCUAUCGUCGAAUCUAAAUCCAGUGAUGAUGCUCCUCUUACAAAGCCCACCGCCGCUACUGCAAAGUACAACACCGUUAGUGACUCUAAUAAUUCAUCCGCAAACGCAAACAUAGUCAAAAAGUGUGCGAUAGCAGUCAAAGCCACUGUGAAGCCUAUAUGGAAGCCAAAUUAUACACAAGCUUUGCAUGAGCUAGAGUUAGAAGAAGACUUUAACUUUGACUUGAGCGAUUACAUAAGAAAAGAGUUCUUUGUAGAGAUCUUCUUGAGCCCUAUCGUUAGAAACAAUAUAUCUGGAAGGCUUCUUGGUAAAACCGCAAACUAUAGGUCGUUGGUUUCAAAACAUAAAGAAUCCUAUUGUUUAAGUGCAAGUUAUACACCAAUCGUGCUAGUGAAUGCUCAACAGAUAGCACUGUAUGAAUGCACGAAGGUUCAAACCGCAUAUCUUAACAACAUCAAGGCUCAUUUUGGGAAUAGACUAAGGGCUAUUCUAAAUAAAGUUUGCAAGACCAAGGAACUGGCUGCCGACCUGCGCAAAGAUUUGAAAAAGAAAAAUGUAGACAAAAGAGCCGUAAACAAAGCUUUGAGAGAGGAAGUGUACGGUCCUUGCAACCAGAACAAGACAGCACCAAAAAUGGACAACAAAUUUCAAAACUGGGGCUCUGUAGUAAAUACAAAUAACAAGGCUUUCAAAGACCAAGGAAUGAACAUAUCGCUGUGUUUUCAAGAUACUAUCGAAACCGAUGGUGUCGGCGCAUCAAUAAUCAAGCAAAACACUACUAUAAAUAGAAAAAUGGCACAACCUAAGACAAAGUAUAAGGAGUCUGAAGAUGUCGCAAGAUAUAUGGAAAGCCUGAUCCAGGAAGAGCUGAAUGAAGCCAAGAGUAUGUGUGUCUUGAUGGAUUCUGAAAGACGAGAUCUACUCCACUGUAUGGAGACGAGCACCGCGCAAAAUAAGCAAGUCAUGGUUUACACAAAGAUGACAAGAACAAAGGUUUCAAGCCAUUAUAGAAUUCUACAAAAGAAAACCAAGCCUGCUUCCGUCAAAUCAUCAGAAGCAAAGCUCGCAAAGACCAAGUCAUCUUCUGUCAAGAUAGAAGAAUACGAAACGUAUAUCAAGACAAGAGCUUCGGUUGAAAAACCGAUUUGUACUUUGGACAUUUGUUCGUUGGCAAGAAUCAGGGGGUAUUUCCCUCAGCCCAACGAAUCUACUGGUAUCGAUAUGCACGCUACUUAUUUGGAGCUGAUGAUUAAGCAGAGACACAUAUCAGAACGUUUGGAUAAUGGUGGCAAAGCCAAGUUACUUGGGAUUGUAGCAAAAAUGUCCAAAGAAAGCAGUGAUCAAGACAGUUUAAAGCAGCAGGCAAGCCAAAUAUUGGAAAAGCUACAAGUCUUGCCGUUUCGCAAAAUGAAGUUCUCCUCCAAGCUAUAUUAUGAUCAAGAUGAUCUUAUGUUGGUGAAAAAGCUCAAACAAAAAUUUGGUUCUGAUGCUGUUCUUGUUCUCGGUAAUUGGCCUGCUCCUGACACAAAAUAUCAAGAGCUAACAAGAAACAAGGGCCUGAUCCAAAUGCUCAAAGAAGACGGAUCUGUAGUUUUUUUAAUUGAUGAAUUUAGAACGUCGUCUUUCUGUCCUUUAUGUGAGGGAAGGUUGGAGAAUUUUAAAACAUUACGUAAUCCAAGACCCUACAAGAAAAAGACUAGGCCUACUGUACUCUGUCAUGGAUUACAACGUUACUGGGCUAUUAGAUGUAUAUUCUCUGGCUGUUUAGAACAAUUAAAGCCAAAAUUGUGGAAUCGUGAUCUUGCAGCCGUACUGAAUUUCAAGAAAAUUCUAACCUGCUAA
Messenger RNA from Rhizopus microsporus ATCC 52813, 1980 nucleotides. RefSeq lists its product as uncharacterized. The record is from RefSeq and is a predicted model, not a curated record. Bases 1 to 1980 code for a protein of 659 amino acids. The transcript is spliced from 6 exons. NCBI's taxonomy places the organism in Eukaryota, Fungi, Mucoromycota, Mucoromycetes, Mucorales, Rhizopodaceae.